Molecule: messenger RNA, 1698 nt
Organism: Clonostachys rhizophaga
Lineage: Eukaryota; Fungi; Ascomycota; Sordariomycetes; Hypocreales; Bionectriaceae
Source: the annotation of a GenBank genome assembly
AUGGCGUCCAUGUUCGAGCAGCCCCGCAACGGCACCCUGUUCCUCGGCGGCCAGAAGAUCUCCGGCGCAGAUAUUCGUGAUCAGAACGUUUCCGCCACGCAAGCGAUCGCAAAUGUCGUCAAGAGCUCGUUCGGCCCCAGCGGCCUGGACAAGAUGAUGGUGGACGAGAUUGGAGACGUCACAGUAACCAACGAUGGUGCUACUAUUCUCAGCCUUCUCGAUGUCGAGGACCCUGCAGGGAAGAUUCUGGUCGACCUGGCCCAGCAACAGGACAGGGAAGUCGGUGACGGCACCACCUCCGUCGUGCUUAUCGCUGCCGAACUCCUACGUCGAGGAAACGAACUCAUGAAGAACCGCAUUCAUCCCACCACAAUCAUCACCGGUUACCGCCUUGCGCUCCGCGAAGCUGUCAGGUACUUGAACGAGAACGUCAGCAUCAAGGUCGAGAACCUCGGUCGUGAAUCGCUCCUACAGAUUGCCAAGACCUCCAUGUCCAGCAAAAUUAUUGGUGCCGACGAUGAUUUCUUUGCCGAGAUGGCCGUCGAUGCCAUCAAGGCUGUCCAGUCCACGAACAACAAGAACGAGUCCAAAUACCCCGUCAAAGCUGUCAACAUUCUCAAGGCCCACGGAAAGGGCGUCCGCGAAUCCGUACUUGUCAAGGGCUAUGCUCUCAACUGCACCGUAGCCUCCCAGGCUAUGCCUACACGCAUCAAGGAUGCCAAGAUCGCCAUCUUGGAUAUGAACCUACAAAAGGAGAAGAUGAAGCUGGGUGUCCAAGUGGUUGUCGACGAUCCUCAGCAGCUGGAGCAGAUCCGCGCUCGUGAGGCCGGUAUGAUUCUCGAGCGAGUUGAGCUCAUGUUCAAGGCCGGUGCCAAUGUCGUCCUCACCACAAAGGGUAUUGACGACCUAAUUCUGAAGACGUUUGUCGAGCGAGGUGCUAUGGGUGUCCGACGAUGCAAGAAGGAGGACCUGAGGAGAAUCGCCAAGGCUACCGGUGCCACCAUGCUGAGCACAUUCUCCGACCUAAAUGGUGACGAGAAGUUCGACCCCUCAUACCUGGGAUAUGCCGAAGAGGUUGUGCAGGAGCGUAUCUCAGAUGACGAGUGCAUUCUUGUCAAGGGAACCAAGCAACACUCUUCUGCUUCCAUCAUCCUGCGAGGGCCUAACGACUACACUCUGGAUGAGAUGGAGCGCUCGAUGCACGACAGUUUAUUCGCUGUGAAGAGAACGCUCGAGAGCGGCAGCAUCGUGCCUGGCGGAGGAGCUGUUGAGACUGCCCUGCACAUCUACCUGGAGGAAUUCGCUGGAACUGUUGGCUCUCGCGAGCAGUUGGCCAUUGGCGAAUUCGCCCAGUCUCUUCUCAUUAUCCCCAAGACUCUAGCUGUGAACGCCGCCAAGGACUCCGCAGAGCUUGUUGCUCAGCUUCGCUCGAGACAUGCUCUCUCUCAGCGCAUCCAGGAGGGUGAUGCCAAUGAGAACGAGAAGACCAUUGCUCACAAGAAGGGCUACAAGAACUACGGCCUUGACCUGAUGCGCGGCAAGGUGGUUGACGAGCUCAAGAUUGGUGUUUUGGAGCCCAGCAUGAGCAAGGUACGGCAGCUCAAGAGUGCCGUCGAGGCCUGCAUCAGCAUCAUGCGUAUUGAUACCCUCAUCAAGCUGGAUCCUGAGCAACAAGAGGACGAUGGUCAUGGACAUUAA